Molecule: messenger RNA, 330 nt
Organism: Drosophila rhopaloa
Lineage: Eukaryota; Metazoa; Arthropoda; Insecta; Diptera; Drosophilidae
Exons: 3
Coding region: 13-330 (105 amino acids)
Source: RefSeq, a predicted model, not a curated record
UGGAGGUAAAAUAUGUAUUACAGGCAGCGGGAUCCAGAGUUUUCCGGCAGUUCCAGCUCCCUCUGCAGCUCCAGUUCCGAUCUAAGUCGUCUCAUAGCUGGAUCGCACUUCAGCCGAGUUCGACAAUAUAGACAUACUCGUCGAGACAAGCAAAAGCGCUUCAGGAAUGUCCACUAUAAGCUAGACGACCCGUAUGACUUCGAAGAGAUGGUGAGUUUAAAAAGUGUUAUUACUAAAUUGAAAAUGAAAACCUUUUGGACAUACCUAAGUACAUAUCUGGAUAGAUUUAUGGCUGCCUGGGAAAGUCCCACAAAUUACUCAAAGCCGUAA